This is a messenger RNA of Radiomyces spectabilis, 1175 nucleotides long. Its product is annotated as S-adenosyl-L-methionine-dependent methyltransferase. The coding region runs from base 77 to 886 and encodes 269 amino acids. Lineage: Eukaryota; Fungi; Mucoromycota; Mucoromycetes; Mucorales; Radiomycetaceae. Gene Ontology annotation, molecular function: S-adenosylmethionine-dependent methyltransferase activity. The record is from RefSeq and is a predicted model, not a curated record. The transcript has a single exon.
AUAUAAGGAAAGUCAGUUUGAAAUUCGCAAUGCGCACGCUCUUUCACUACUUUGCUUUUAGUACCCUUUUUGAACCAUGUCUAAAGUCGACUAUAACAGUGCUUCUUACUCGAAAUUCCGUCCUACGUAUCCGGAGAAGGUGUUCUCCUUGCUGUACGAUUACCAUCGUGGCUCAUUUGACACGGCACUUGAUGUCGCUACCGGUACAGGCCAGGUGGCGGUGGAAUUAGCCAACAAGUUUCGUCACGUUGAAGCCAGUGACACUUUGCCGGAAAUGAUUGAAAAUGCUACACCCAAGGACAACGUUACGUAUUCUGUGGGUACCGCCGAAGACUUGGCAUAUGAAGAUAACUCCAUGGACGUUAUUACCGUUGCCACGGCUUUCCACUACUUUGACCAUGCCGCUUUCUUCAAAGAAGCCAAGCGCGUGUUGAAACCAAACGGGACAUUAGCGGUGUGGGGUUACUUUUAUCCUACCAUCAAGGAUAAUGAAGAAGCAGCCAAUGUGUUGAAAUCCGUCACCAGCGAAGGUCCGUUGAUGAGCUACCUCGACAGUCGUGUGAAAUACAUUAUCAACAUGUACAGAGAUAUUGAAUUCCCGUUCUCCGACGUGAAAUGGUUCAUCUCACCAAAGAGUGCGGAUGUUACACACAUCAGCCAACCGGUGGAUCAGUCGUUUAUGGAGAAGACCAUGACAUUGGAAGAAUUCAGCAAUUACAUGAAGACUUCGUCGGCUUAUGUGAAAUACAAGAAGGAACAUCCAUCUGAAGAUCCGAUGGAUGAAGGCAUCAACCGCAUCCGGGAAAUUCUCAAGUUAUCCAGCAAUCAGGACACAGUACACGCAGAAUGGCCUUUUGUGCUCGUGCUUUGUAGAAAUACCGCAUAAACGGAAUGCAGAAAAAUCAUGCCACAUAUUGUCACAAAAGAAUUUCUGUCUCUAUGCUGAAGCAUAUGCAGUAGUUUCUAUGUUGAUUAAAAGUCUUUUUUGGAAAAGCAUACUAAAAGAUCAUGUCCCAAUAACAAGAAUAAGUAAGUCAAAACAAUCGAUCUGGAUCACUGGAUCGUUGGACAACAAACUUUAUUCCGAGCGUCCGAUUGGGUGGAUCGCCAAAAUGGCGAUUGACAUUGAAAUAUGAACAAGAAUGAAUAGGGCAACAGUGAAAAAUGUAAAUGAC